GUGGGCGCGGGGCGCCGCGGCAGCUCCGCCCCUCAGCGCGGCGGGCGCGGCGGUUCUCCUCUCGGCGGCGUCGCCUCAGCGGGCGGCGGUGCGGGCGGCCGGGCUGGUUCGGGCCGCGCCGCGCCGCCACGGGAGAGCCAGCGCCGCGCUGAGUCGAGGGGACGGGGGCGAGAUGGCGUCGUGCGUGGGGAGCCGGACCCUGAGCAAGGACGACGUGAACUACCGCCUGCACUUCCGCAUGAUCAACGAGCAGCAGGUGGAGGACAUCACGCUGGAGUUCUUCUACCGGCCGCACACCAUCACUCUCCUCAGCUUCACCAUCCUCAGCCUCAUGGCCUUCGCCUUCACCAGGGAUGAUUCUGUCCCAGAGGAUAAUAUUUGGAGGGGUAUCCUCUCUGUGAUUUUCUUCUUUUUAAUCAUCAGUGUUCUAGCUUUUCCUAAUGGACCCUUUACGCGUCCCCACCCUGCAAUAUGGAGAAUGGUUUUUGGUCUCAGCGUGCUCUAUUUUCUGUUCCUGGUGUUCGUGCUCUUCCUUAACUUUGAGCAGGUAAAAGCAGUGAUGUACUGGCUGGAUCCUAAUCUUCGAUAUGCCACAAGGGAAGCAGAUAUUAUGGAGUAUGCUGUGAACUGUCAUGUUAUCACCUGGGAGAGAAUCCUCAGCCACUUUGAUAUAUUUGCUUUUGGGCAUUUCUGGGGCUGGGCUAUGAAGGCUUUGCUGAUCCGCAGCUAUGGGCUGUGCUGGACUAUUAGCAUCACCUGGGAGCUCACUGAGCUCUUCUUCAUGCACCUUCUGCCUAAUUUUGCUGAAUGCUGGUGGGAUCAAGUCAUUUUGGACAUCCUGCUUUGUAACGGGGGUGGCAUCUGGUUGGGCAUGGUAGUUUGUCGUUUCUUGGAGAUGAGGACCUAUCACUGGGCAAGCUUCAAGGACAUUCACACGACCACAGGGAAAAUCAAAAGAGCUGUAUUACAGUUCACCCCAGCCAGCUGGACCUAUGUCCGCUGGUUUGAUCCUAAGUCUUCGUUUCAAAGAGUGGCUGGAAUCUACCUUUUCAUGAUCAUUUGGCAGCUGACCGAGUUAAACACAUUCUUUUUGAAACACAUCUUUGUGUUCCAAGCAAGCCACCCUUUAAGCUGGGGGAGAAUUCUCUUCAUAGGAAUCAUUACAGCACCCACUGUAAGGCAAUACUACGCGUACCUCACAGAUACACAGUGCAAGAGGGUGGGAACUCAGUGCUGGGUGUUCGGGGUUAUUGCUUUCCUUGAAGCUAUUGUGUGCAUAAAGUUUGGACAAGAUCUUUUUUCCAAAACACAAAUACUGUAUGUUGUGUUUUGGCUUCUCUGUGUGGCCUUUACAACUUUCCUGUGCUUAUAUGGUAUGGUUUGGUACGCAGAAUACUAUGGCCUCCGAGAAAAGACCUUAUCAGAAAGUGAAGACAGCCCAUACAGUCCAGAUGCUUCCUGGCUUCAUUCUAAAUUCAGUAAAGCAGGUGCUGACAAUAGUCCACCAAAACAUUCAGUCAAUAGUGAAAGCCAUUCAUCUAGAAGGAGGAAUCGGCACUCCAAAUCAAAAGUAACGAAUGGAAUUGGCAAAAAGUAAGAAUGGUUUCUGAAGAUAUCCUACAGUGUGACCAGAAGUGACAAAGAAAAUCAGACAUGGCUCUGAAUUUCCAAACCGAAGAUUGAUUUUUAAAUUUAAAGAUUAAAGAAAGGAAGUGUUGGAAGAAAAGGAUGAUCAAGAUGGAACCACCAGUGUAGUGCUGAUCAUUGCCUGCUGACACUUGCCAUUCACUGAUUUAAAUCUAGGUUCUUCAGCAUGUGGCAUCAAAAGCUAAUGAAGAGUAUGCUGGAAAGAAAAGUAAUUUUCUCAUAGCAGGUACACCCUGUUUUGUGUUCAGGUGUUGCAAGUGCAUUUUUAAUAUCUUAGUUGAGGACUUAAACACAAAGGCUAGUAAACUGAUAGUCAGUUGGAUUUGAUUUUUUUCUUUAGUUUUUCUAUGUUUUUGUUAUUUUCUAGAAGAGUAUGCAAUCCUUUGACUAAAAGCAACUCUGCCCUUCUUUCUCAGUCUCACAACUAAACUUUUCUAUACAACAGUUAGUAAAUAUUUAAAAUAUCCAUAAUUCUCUCUGUCUGCUUGCUUUUAUGCAAAGGCUCUUUAGACCUGGUGACGAGAUUUUACCAGUGAAGGAAUGGGUCCAGGUUUCUUGUAGAGGAUGUGAAAUCUUCAAACACAGUUCUUUUGUUCUGCGUUGUCCUUCUGCUUCAUUGUUACACAUUUGAUUUCUUUUAAGUUUUUAAAAUACUUGUAUAAAAACCUGUUGCAGAAUAGAGAGCUGUGCCUCCUGCCCUCAGAGACAGAUAUCAUGUCAUUUAGUUGUUUCUUCCUCCUUUACUGCACUGGGUUUUGCAUCCUCAAGUGCAAAUACAUCAUUUUUUCAGCUGUGUCACAUUAGGCACAAUAUUCAUUCCCAUUCCCCUCAGUUUGCUUUUGCCUUAACUGGAACCAGAAAUCCCAGUGUCUUUAGACUGAUAUCAGAAACUGCUUUGAAGGCUCUGAUGCCCUACUGAGCCUGGUGAUAAGGCAGUUUUUUUGAUGAAGCUGAGUUGCUUGCUUCUUCUGUAAGCAUCAUUAUUUGUGAAGGCUUGCUGUAGUCUUUGUUGUCUGAGAGGCAGCAUGAUAUUACUGUGAUAUACCCCAUUGCUUUGGUAUUUCUUAUCAUGCAGUCAGAUACCCAAGAGCAAAGUCAGUCUUUCUUGCAGGGUUUUUUGUGUGUGGUUUUUUUUUUGGAGGGGGUGGUUGGGUUUUUUUCUUAUUUUUUUUUUCAUAUAUUAAUUAUGACAUGUAGCAAAGUGGAUGAUUCUCCAGCAAGGAGCGUAGUGAUAAGUCAAGAGGUUAACAAUCAAGAGCAAUCAGUUCCUGUAUUAAGUUGUCAAAAUGUUUUUGUGCCAAUUAGAUUUUGGGAUCAUGGGGUUCAGAAAGGUAGAUAGCUUAAGCAAAGAUAAGUAAUACCCAUUAGUCACUUAGUCUUCGUAAGAAAAUGGGAUUGCCUUUUUCUUUCAGUAAUAUUAUUGUGAUUUGCCACAGGCUAAGUACUUAAAAAAACUGCAGCAGAGACUUUAUGCAAGUGUAUGAUACUGUAAAUAGAAAAAAGCAUCCUGUGUAAUCCAUUAAUUCCUAUGUGCCACAGAUUAUCAGUGUUUUCAAUGCACUUAAGCGUUGCUGCUGAACUCCUCAGAGGCCCUUCAUUUCUCACCCUCCUUUCCAAUCAGGCAUAAAGUGUACAACUUAGGAAGUAACAUAGAGGAAGCUGCUAUAUCAUCGUUGCUACAGUGACAUUAAACAUUUGGUACAUGGGCAAAUAUGUUAGGAAGACUUUCAGGCUUUCCUACAGCUACUUGGUUUUCAUUCAUACUGUAGCAAUUCCAUGUAUUGCCUCCUUAUUCGUAGUGUACUGCAUAUUGAUGAAUGUAUUUGUAGAUUCCUUUGCAUACUGAGACUUGUUACUUUUUUAAUUUUCUUGGUUAAUAACUCAGUCUAUGUAAGACUGAAAAAUGACAUUGUAAAUUUUCUAUUGAUUCAAUACCAAAGCAAGAGAUUGGAAGUCUAAUGGUUUAGGUAUCUUAAAUACAGUGGUUUUCAAAGGUGAGAGCCUGUUUUUGUACUUGCAAUGUUAUACACACCAACUAUGUAUACAAAGCUUACAUGUGUAAGCAGAUGCUGAAGUACAAUAUCUACUUGCCUGAGGGGACAAGCACACAUUUUGUAAAUGCAAACCUGGUGCUCACACUGUUGAACUGCACCCUAAAAUUAUUGGAAAGGCAAAUGUGAGGUGUCGUCUUGUUGGAAGCUGACUUCUGUAUACUAUUACAACAGCUUGGCCUUGAAGAAAUGUUGUUUGACAACAUCUUUAAAAAUAUUUCCCAUGAAAUCUUUUUACUUUAAUUUUUUGUGUUUGGUUGAGGGUUUUUGGCUGGGUUUUGGUUUUUUUUUUUGUUGUUGGUUUUUGUUGUUGUUUGUAUCAGUUUGGGGUUUUUUUACUACUUUAAAAGAGAGAUGGCCAGGGAGAGGGGAAACUUAAGUAAACUAUUCAAGUGCUGCUUGAAAAAUGGCCCUUUGUGUCCUCUGUCAGCAGUUCUGGCUGGAAUUCCCAUGUGUUCUCACAAGUCCUCCACUGACUGACAACUGUGUUUUCAGCCCCAUCAUUUUGGAUGUGAGCUUUGCACUGCCAGGCAUUGGAAAGGUGCUUUUGAUCACUGCUGUUAAAUUAGUGAUCUCCAUUUUAUCAUGUAUUGCGCUAUUGCUGAACUCUGUAUGUGUGUAACACCUACAAUGACAAAUCACUUAGCAACAAGCAUCCAUGUAUGAGUUCUGCUGCGUGAACAGUGUUUUGUAACAGUCACGGAUGCACUGUCCUGUUUUUAACUACUUGUUCUGUCACAGCCUCGCAUUCCUACUUUCCUGCUUCUGAUGUUCUUUCCUUUCUCUGUCCUCUAGUGAUCUCCCUGGCUGUUAUGGAGAGAUCUGAAUUGGCUCUCCAGAGGCUGGCCACCAGUGAUGUCAGUCAUUGAAGGGGAGGCUACUUCAGGGCAGUGUGGUGUAAGCAGAGGGUAGUGACAGGAACUUUAAAUAGUGGAUUAAAUAAAAAUGGAAAGUUUAAAAAUGCAGGUAUACAGUGAACCAGAGCUAGCCUUGAGUACUGGAUUCUAGUAUUAAAGUUGCUGCAUAGAUCAUACACCCCAUCUAAUUAAUAUUUGGAGCGUGAUUUCAACCAGUGCUUUUGUUACUCUUCUGUGAAGAUCAUAAUUUGAUGUUCCAGCUGUUAAAACUUUAAUAUUUUUUACUUUGUUUUCACAAGAGGACACAGAUAUUACCAUGUAUUUAAUAGUUUUUGAAUAGACUUGCUCUGUAUUGAUUGCAAAGUGUUGUAUUUUGCAAUAACUCAGUAAACCAAUCCAUGUCAC
Messenger RNA from Strigops habroptila (Kakapo), 4960 nucleotides. It is a transcript of the gene PTDSS1, whose product is annotated as phosphatidylserine synthase 1. Gene Ontology annotation, molecular function: L-serine-phosphatidylethanolamine phosphatidyltransferase activity. The transcript is spliced from 13 exons. The record is from RefSeq and is a predicted model, not a curated record. Bases 173 to 1597 code for a protein of 474 amino acids. NCBI's taxonomy places the organism in Eukaryota, Metazoa, Chordata, Aves, Psittaciformes, Psittacidae. Gene Ontology annotation, biological process: phosphatidylserine biosynthetic process.